This is a messenger RNA of Musca domestica (house fly), 1080 nucleotides long. RefSeq names its product S-methyl-5'-thioadenosine phosphorylase-like. Gene Ontology annotation, molecular function: S-methyl-5-thioadenosine phosphorylase activity. Gene Ontology annotation, biological process: nucleoside metabolic process. Gene Ontology annotation, cellular component: cytosol. NCBI's taxonomy places the organism in Eukaryota, Metazoa, Arthropoda, Insecta, Diptera, Muscidae. The record is from RefSeq and is a predicted model, not a curated record. The transcript is spliced from 3 exons. The coding region runs from base 140 to 976 and encodes 278 amino acids.
UCUGUAAUAGGUUAUCAAGAAGCUAGUGAACUUUUGCGGAAGGAAGGGUUUCGUUAGAUUAUUACAUAGAAUUAUAGAAUUAUUCUUUUUAAUUGUGUUUUGACCAUCCAAGAAACUGGCACAUAAGAGGCAGCGCAGAAUGUCAUCUCAACAAAUCAAGAUUGGUAUAAUUGGCGGUUCGGGUUUAGAUGACCCAGAUAUUUUGGAGAAUCGCCAUGAAACAACAGUGACCACACCAUACGGUAAUCCCUCCGAUGUCUUGAUCGAGGGUGAAAUUCAAGGUGUCAAAUGUGUACUGUUGGCACGUCACGGUCGUAAACACAAUAUUAUGCCCUCAAAUGUUAAUUAUCGUGCAAAUGUUUGGGCCUUGAGGCAAGCAGGUUGUACACAUCUUUUGGUAUCCACAGCAUGCGGUUCAUUGCGUGAAGAAAUUAAACCAGGCACCUUGGCUAUACCAAACGAUUUUAUUGAUCGCACCACAAAGCGUUGUCAAACAUUCCACGAUGGCGGAGAAGAAAGUCUUAAAGGUGUUUGCCACUUGCCCAUGUAUCCAGCAUUCAAUGAACGUUGCCGACAAAUUUUAUUAAAAACCGUAAAGGAAUUAGGUUUUAAUGUCCACGAUAAGGCAACAAUGGUAACAAUAGAAGGUCCAAGAUUCUCUUCACGUGCCGAAAGUAAUAUGUUCCGUCAAUGGGGUGGUGAUCUUAUCAACAUGACCACGUGUCCCGAAGUCGUAUUGGCUAAAGAGGCUGGUUUAAUGUAUGCUGCUGUCGCAAUUGCUACAGAUUACGAUUGUUGGCGUGAGGGUCAUGAAAGUGUCAAUGUACAAGAUGUUUUAAAAACAUUUUCGGAGAAUGUGGAAAAAGUCAAACAGAUAUUGGUUAAGGCUGUUGUGAAGGUGGCGGCAGAUGAUUGGUCAGAGGCAAUUACAGAAGCCAAGCAAUUCGUUGUUAACAAUACCAUGGGAGGCAAAUGAAACUGAAGUCAAUUGCUGUUUAGUAUUUAUAUCUUCCAUGAUGUUUUAUUUUUAUGAAAUAAGAAAUGCAUUUAUUUUUAAUAAACCCCACAAAGAAACAACAA